Benincasa hispida (wax gourd) is the source of this 4255-nucleotide messenger RNA. RefSeq names its product disease resistance protein RPV1-like. Gene Ontology annotation, molecular function: ADP binding; ATP hydrolysis activity. Gene Ontology annotation, biological process: defense response; signal transduction. NCBI's taxonomy places the organism in Eukaryota, Viridiplantae, Streptophyta, Magnoliopsida, Cucurbitales, Cucurbitaceae. The record is from RefSeq and is a predicted model, not a curated record.
UGUUUUCUUCACAAACAUUGGCAUUGGCGUUUUCGAUUUUUCUUGCUUGAAUGUGUGCGUUUUAUUUUUCUUCUGAUGGUCCUUCACGCUGUAACAGAAUCAUUAGCUUUCGUGUGGAGUUAUGAUGUGUUUUUGAGUUUCAGAGGAAAGGAUACUCGCUCCAGUUUCACCAGUCAUCUUGACAUGGCCUUGCGUCAAAAAGGAGUCAACGUCUUCAUAGACGACAAGCUCGAAAGGGGUGAGCAAAUUACUGAAACACUUCAGAUCUAUACAGAAGCUUUGAUUCUAUUUGUUAUAUUCUCUCGAAAAUAUGCAUUCUCUUCCUGGUGUUUGGAUGAAUUGGUGAAAAUAAUUGAGUGUAAGAAAUCAAGCCAGAUUGUUUUGCCAAUUUUCUAUAAGGUGAACAUCGGAUAUACGAAACAAACAGGAAGUUUUGGAGAAGCAUUGGCCAAACAUCAGACUAAGUUUAAUCCGAAGAUUCAUUGGAGGGAAGCUUUAACUACUGCUGCUAACUUGUGGUGGGAUCUAGGAACUAGGAAGGAGGCUGAUCUUAUUCGAGAUAUUGUUAAAGAAGUAUUAUCUAUAUUAAAUCACACUUGCACGCCCUUAAAUGUAGCUAAGUAUCCAGUUGGAAUUGAUUCCAAACUAGAAUAUAUGAAGUUUUGCUCGCGUUAUUUUUUUGAGAAGGGAAACAAAUUCCAUUAUCAGACACAACAUAAGUAUGAGUCUGAUACUGGUGUUUACAUGAUGGGGAUAUAUGGCAUUGGAGGCAUUGGUAAGACAACUUUGGCUAAAGCUUUAUACAACAAAAUUGCUAGCCAAUUUGAAGGUUGCUGCUUUCUAUCAAAUGUUAGAGAAGCUUCAAAGCAAUUCAAUGGCCUUGUUCAACUACAGGAAAGCCUACUCUAUGAGAUCUUGAAGGAUGAUUUAAAGGUUGUUAGUCUUGAUAGAGGAAUUAACAUCAUAAGGAAUAGACUGCGUUCAAAGAAAGUUCUUAUAGUUCUCGAUGAUGUGGACAAACUUGAGCAAUUAGAAGCAUUGGUUGGUGGGCAUGAUUGGUUUGGUCAAGGCAGUAGAAUCAUUGCGACGACAAGGAAUAAACAUUUACUUUCCUGUCAUGGCUUUGAUGAAAUGCACAAUACUCGAGAAUUGAAUCAAGACAAAGCUCUUGAGCUUUUUAGUUGGCAUGCUUUCAAGAAAAGUCAUCCAUCGAGUAAUUAUUUAGACCUUUCAGAACGUGCUACAAGUUAUUGUAAAGGCCUUCCUUUGGCUCUCGUUGUUUUGGGUUCUUUCCUUUGUACCAGAGAUCAAGCAGAAUGGAGUAGUAUAUUAGAUGAAUUUGAAAACUCUCUGAACAAAGAUAUCAAAUAUAUUCUUCAAUUAAGUUUUGAUGGGCUCGAAGACAAAGUAAAGGAUAUCUUUCUUGAUAUUUCUUGUUUACUUGUGGGAGAGAAACUUAAGUAUGUUAAGAAUAUGCUGAGCGCAUGCCAUAUCAAUCUAGAUUUUGGAAUUAUCGUACUCAUGGAUUUUUCACUUAUUACAGUUGAAAAUGGCAAAGUGCAAAUGCAUGAUUUAAUACAACAGAUGGGUCAUAAAAUAGUUUAUGGUGAAUCUUCCGAGGCUGGAAAAAGGAGUAGGUUGUGGUUGGAGCAGGACAUUUGGGAGGUGUUUGUUAAUAAUUCAGGAACACAUGCAGUUAAAGCCAUAAAGUUGGACUUGCCUAAUCCCACAAGGCUAGACGUGGAUCCACGAGCUUUUAGAAGCAUGAAAAAUAUAAGAUUGCUUAUUGUUCGAAAUGCAAGAUUUUCUAAAAAGAUUAGGUACUUACCUGAUAGCUUAAAGUGGAUUAAGUGGCAUGGAUUUGCUUAUCGUUCUUUGCCAUCGUGCUUCAUCUCGAAAAAUCUGGUUGGACUAGAUUUGCAACAUAGCUUCAUCAAAAAAUUUGGGAAAAGGCUUAAGGAUUGUGAAAAGUUGAAACAUGUUGAUCUUAGCAACUCUACUUUAUUAGAGCAAAUUCUUGAUAUCUCUGCAGCAUCAAACCUUGAAGAAUUGUAUCUCAGCAACUGCACAAAUUUAAGAGCAAUAGAUAAGUCUGUUUUUUCUCUUCAUAAGCUUACUAUCCUAUGCCUUGAUGGUUGUUCUAACCUUAAAAAGCUUCCAACAAGCUUCUUCAUGUUUAGGUCUCUUAAAUGUUUGAAUCUCUCUUACUGCAAAAAACUUGAGGAAAUUCCAAACUUCUCUGCAGCACCAAACCUUGAGAGUUUGUAUCUCAAAGAAUGCACAAAUUUAAGAAUGCUUAAUGAGUCUAUUGGAUCUUUGGAUAAGCUUGAUACCUUGGUCCUUGUACAAUGCACUAAUCUUACAAAGCUUCCAAGCUAUCUUAAGUUAAAGUCCCUUACUCGUUUAGAACUUCGUGGGUGUCGUAAGCUAAAAAACUUCCCAACAAUUGCUGAAAGCACGAAAUCUUUAUUGUUCUUGGAUUUGGGUUUUACUGCCAUAAAGGAACUACCUUCAUCAAUUGGAUAUCUUACUGAGCUCUGUGAACUAAGACUUGAUGGUUGCACAGACCUCAUCUCCCUUCCCAAUACAAUUUAUUUGUUAAAGAGUCUUAAGGAACUUGAUCUUGGUGGGUGUUCUAGGUUUGAAAUGGUCUCCCAUAAAUGGAACCCAACCAUCCAACCGGUAUGCACUUCCUCAAAAAUGAUGGAAACAACUUCAUGGAGCUCAGAAUUUCCCCAUUUACUAGUUCCAAAGGAAAAUUUAUGUUCUGGGUUCACAUUUUUGGAUCUUCAAUCUUGCAACAUAUCAAAUACCGAUUUUUUGGAAACUUUCUGUAAUGAAGCCCCUUUCUUAUAUGAUAUACGUUUGUCGGGAAACAAAUUCUCUACUUUACCGUCAUGUCUUCAUAAGUUAAUGUUUCUAUGGAAUCUUGAAUUAAGGAAUUGCAAUUUUCUUCAGGAAAUUCCAAACCUUCCCCAAAAUAUACAAAAUUUAGAUGCAAGUGGAUGCGAGUCGCUGGCUAGAAGUCCAAAUAACAUUGUGGAUAUAAUAUCGAAAAAACAGGACCUUACAUUGGGUGAGAUCUCAAGAGAGUUCUUACUAACGGACAUUGAGAUUCCAGAAUGGUUCGGCUAUAAGACUACAACAAAUUUGAUAAGUGCUAGCUUUCGUCACUAUCCAGAUAUGGAAAGAACUUUAGCUGCCUGUGUUAAUUUCAAAGUGAAUGGAGAUUCAUCUAAAAGGGUGGCCCUAGUUUCAUGCAGUAUAUUCAUCUGCAAUAGACUCCAUUGUUCUUUUACAAGACCAUUUCUUCCAUCAAAAUCAGAAUACAUGUGGUUAGUAACAACUUCUCUAGCAUGGGGCUCCAUGGAGGUGCAGGAUUGGAAUAAAGUUUUGGUCCGGUUUGAGGUUCAUGAAGAACAUGUUGAGGUUAAUGUAACUAUAAGAAGCUAUGGUAUCCAUGUCACUGAAGAGCUCCAUGGGAUGCAAACGGAUCUCAAGUGGCCGGUGGUAAAUUAUGCUGAUUUUUAUCAAAUGGAGAAAUUGCAAAAUCUGGAUAUUGAGGAUGUUCUUGUCAAACGCUUUUUUCAAGAAAUUUCGUGCAAGUUAAGUUGCAAAGCAAUGUUGCAUGCAGGAAGUUAUGAUCCAGAAGCAAUAAUCGAUUCCAACAUACAACCUAUGAUUUUUCCGUUGCACGUAACAUAUAAUGGUGCUACAGCGAUAUGUGGAAUGGAAGGCAUGGGAGACACUGCACUCGCCAACUCUUUGUGCAAUAAAUUUAAAUGGUUGAAGGACCACCCUUACAGAGAAGCUUUAGAUAUUCCUACAAGCUUUUUCGAAGUCAAAGGAGGAGAUCCACGUAGCUUAUUCUGGUCUUUCCCCCAUAAGCGUGGAGAUGGUGAAAGAGGAACCAGUCUCAAAAGCCAUACAAUAUCCUCAAAAAGGUAUUUAAUAACCUUUCGAAAUUUGGAUGAUAGAGAAUGUAGUGAUGCAUAUGAAUGGGUCAUUACAGCAAAGCGUAGUUGGAUUAGCAUUCAUCUUGCCGGUUCUGAUUCUUUUGGAAGAAACUAUAGUUUUCUUAUUGAAAGGGUUGAUACAUCCUUAUGGCCGUCGUGAGAUUGAUGUAUCUUCCACUCAACUAUGAAGCUAUUAAUUUUUAUGCAACUUAAACUCUUCGGGAGUUGUAUCAAUUUAAACUCUAAAAUUAAUAAUUGUAUCGAUUUAGAUCUUUUACUUUAAUAGUUUAAAUUUGAAA